GCCAUUGCAGGAAUCAGCAGGGCAGAGUCAUCAACCUAUGGCUCGGUUGAAGCCAGUAGGGAGAAGCGAUGAUAGUCCAACCAGAGAAAUUUGCUGUAUUAGAAAUACCCGGCAAGCUCUUCAUCCAGGAUUCUGUAAAUUCACCAGGCGAAACGCGAUCCCUGUCGUUGUGAUGAGCAUAAUGAAGACUGUGAAGAAGGUGACGAUGACCUGCCAGAAGAUUGUCUUGAAGGUGAAAAUGAAGUGCCAGAAAUGCCGGGCUAAGGCGCUACGGGUGGUCGUUGAAACACUGGGAGUGAAAUCUGUAGCAUUGAGAGGGGAGGAGAAAGACAAAAUGGUAGUAAUCGGAGAUGGAAUUGACGCUGCUAAGUUGACCUCCGGUUUAAGGAAGAAAGUGGGCCCUACUGAUCUUAUCUCCGUUGCAGAGGUUGAGUAA
Messenger RNA from Carica papaya (papaya), 436 nucleotides. NCBI's taxonomy places the organism in Eukaryota, Viridiplantae, Streptophyta, Magnoliopsida, Brassicales, Caricaceae. The record is from RefSeq and is a predicted model, not a curated record.